Messenger RNA from Anguilla anguilla (European eel), 4857 nucleotides. It is a transcript of the gene klhl7, whose product is annotated as kelch-like family member 7. The record is from RefSeq and is a predicted model, not a curated record. The transcript is spliced from 12 exons. Gene Ontology annotation, molecular function: protein binding. NCBI's taxonomy places the organism in Eukaryota, Metazoa, Chordata, Actinopteri, Anguilliformes, Anguillidae. Bases 431 to 2632 code for a protein of 733 amino acids. Gene Ontology annotation, cellular component: Cul3-RING ubiquitin ligase complex. Gene Ontology annotation, biological process: protein ubiquitination.
GUUUUUGAAUUUGAAUGCAUAUUCCUCCGCAAUGAUUCAUGGGACAGGAAAAAGGAGAGAUACCCAAACAAAGCUUGAGCGGGUGCAGAAACCAUGCUAGCGAGGUCUGGGAAUAAAAUCACUGAAUUUACCCCCUACAGUCUACGGUUCCUCCGAUCCCUACAUAAUUAGCUAAGCCAGCUAACUAAUUGUAUUAGAAAAGAAAAAAAUAUACAUCGACUGCAUAGAGUGUUAUGAAAAACUAAUUCACCAACUGCCCUUGUGGCAGGAUAACAGUGAGAAGGCACUUGCACACUGGCUAGUUUGUGACUAUUAAAAAUUAUUAAACUGCAUAACCCCACUGUCAGUGAUCGCCAGUACUCGACCGAGAUUACAGUACGCGGAGUUUAGUUCGCUGGGUUUGAAUUAGGGUCAAUAAGUAUAGUCGGCUAUGGCAGCUGAGAAAGCAUCAGCGAGCUGUAAGAAGAAGGGUGAAAAGAAGUUUGCGGCCAAAGAAGAAUACAGGCUGCUGUCGAGUAUAAUGGGGGCCAUGAACAAUUUGCGGAAACAGAGCACUCUGUGUGAUGUCAGUCUGGUGGUCCAGGGGAGGCAUAUUCCCGCUCACAGAGUGGCUCUCGCUGCUGCUAGCCACUACUUCUACCUGAUGUUCACCACCAAUAUGAUGGAGUCAACGUCCCAUGAGGUGGAACUGAAGUACGCUGAGCCUGAAAUCAUUGAGCUGCUUGUGGAGUUCAUCUAUACGGCCCAAAUUACUGUCAACAGCAAUAAUGUUCAGUCCUUACUGGAUGCUGCUAAUCAAUAUCAGAUUGAACCGGUGAAAAAAAUGUGUGUGGAUUUCCUUAAGGAGCAAGUGGAUGCAGCUAAUUGUCUAGGGAUCAGUGUGCUGGCAGAGUGCUUAGACUGUCCAGAGUUGAAGAGGAUUGCCGAUGACUUCAUCCACCAGCAUUUCACCGAGGUGUACAAGAUGGACGAGUUCCUCCAGCUGGACGUGAAGAGGGUCACUCACCUGUUAAACCAGGACACGCUCACUGUGCGGGCCGAGGACCAGAUCUACGACGCUGCCGUCCGGUGGCUGAGGUAUGACGAGCCGAACAGGCAGCAGUACAUCGUGGACAUUCUGGCCAAAGUCCGCUUCCCUCUCGUGUCCAAGAACUUCCUGAGCAAGACGGUUCAAGCGGAGCCGCUGAUCCAGGACAACCCAGAAUGUCUGAAGAUGGUGAUCAGUGGGAUGCGCUACCACCUCCUGUCUCCAGAGGACCGCGAGGAGCUGGGGGAGAGCAGCCGACCACGUCGCAAAAAACACGACUUCCGCAUCGCGCUGUUCGGCGGCUCACAGCCGCAGUCCUGCCGCUACUUCAACCCCAAGGACUACAGCUGGACGGACAUCCGCUGUCCGUUUGAGAAGAGGAGAGACGCGGCGGCAGUCUUCUGGGACAACGUGGUGUACAUCCUGGGGGGGUCGCAGCUCUUCCCCAUCAAGCGCAUGGACUGCUACAAUGUGGUGAAGGACAGCUGGUACUCCAAACUCGGCCCCCCCAACCCACGCGACAGUUUGGCGGCCUGCGCCUCUAAAGGGAAGAUCUACACGUCUGGGGGGUCAGAAGUGGGUAACUCCCCGCUCAGCCUGUUUGAGUGCUAUGACACGCGCACAGAGAGCUGGCAGGACAAGCCCAGCAUGCUGAUGCCGCGCUGUAGCCACGGCAUCGCGGAGGCCGACGGCCUGAUCUACGUGUGCGGCGGCAGCCUGGGCAACAACGUCUCUGGCAGGGUCCUCAACAACUGCGAGGUGUACGACCCCAGCACCGAGCAGUGGAGGGAGCUGUGCGGUAUGAGGGAGGCCAGGAAGAACCACGGCCUCGUGUUUGUCAACCAAAGAAUCUACGCGGUCGGCGGGCAGAAUGGAAUGGGGGGUCUGGACUCGGUGGAGUUCUACGACGUCGGCGGGAACGAGUGGCGGCCGGCGGCGCCGAUGCCGUGGAAGGGCGUGACGGUGAAGUGCGCGGCGGUGGGCUCGGUCAUCUACGUGCUGGCGGGCUUCCAGGGCGUGGGCCGGCUGGGCCACAUCCUGGAGUACCACACCGACGCGGACAAGUGGGUCUCCUGCAGCAAGGCGCGCGCCUUCCCCGUCACCAGCUGCCUCAUCUGCGUGGUGGACACCUGCGGGGCCAACGAGCAGGAGGCGUCUUCCUCCUCGUCCUCAUCCUCAUCCUCGGUCAGUGGCUCCGCCCCCGCAGCAGCAUCACUCAGCGGUGGCUCCGCCCCCACGGCAUCAUCCUUCUCCUUCAGCGGUGGCUCCGCCCCCGCACCCGCCUCCUUCUCCUUUGCUAGCUCCUCCUUUGGCGCUCCGUCAGCCAAUAAAGACGCCCCUGCGGGAUUCGGGGUGCCUGCUUCGGAGUUCAGCUUCUCUGCCCCAGGGUUUGGGGUCUCGUCGGCCACGCCCCCUGCCACGGGCGGGGGCUCUUUCGGACAGGCAGUCAGUGGGGCGGCGCCCGCUGUGGGGGGGGGUGCAGACCAGCUCUUCACCCCCCAGGGGGAACUCACCUCUGAGGAGCUGAAGGAGUUCGCAGGCAAGAGGUUCACCCUGGGCCUGGUCCCCCUCAAACCACCCCCUGCUGACCUUCUGGUGGUAUAGCAUCACCAGACUGCCCCCUGCUGACCUUCUGGUGGUAUAGCAGCACCAGACUGCCCCCUGCUGACCUGCUGGUGGUAUAGCAUCACCAGACUGCCCCCUGCUGACCUUCUGGUGGUAUAGCAUCACCAGACUGCCCCCUGCUGACCUGCUGGUGGUAUAGCAUCACCAGACUGCCCCCUGCUGACCUGCUGGUGGUAUAGCAUCACCAGACUGCCCCCUGCUGACCUGCUGGUGCUAUAGCAUCACCAGACUGCCCCCUGCUGACCUGCUGGUGGUAUAGCAGAACUAGACUACCCCUGCUGGCCUGCUGGUGGUAUAGCAUCACCAGACUGCCCCCUGCUGACCUGCUGGUGGUAUAGCAGGACUAGACUGCCCCCUGCUGACCUGCUGGUGGUAUAGCAUCACCAGACUGCCCCCUGCUGACCUUCUGGUGGUAUAGCAUCACGAGACUGCCCCCUUCUGACCUGCUGGUGGUAUAGCAUCACCAGUCUGCCCCCUGCUGACCUGCUGGUGGUAUAGCAUCACCAGACUGCCCCCUGCUGAUUGGUUGGUGGUAUAGCAUCACCAGGUCGUCCCCUGCUCAUUGGUUGGUAGUAUAGCAUCACCAGGCCGUCCCCUGCUGAUUGGUUGGUGGUAUAGCAUCACUAGACUGUCCCUUGCUGAUUGGUUGGUGGUAUAGCAUUACCAGACUGCCCCCUGCUGAUCUGUUGGGGUACAGCAUGUGCUUCAGACAGCUGGGGUGUAUGGGUGGAGGGGAGAGUUCUAUCUUCUUUGAUAUUGUUUUGUUUUUAUUGGGUAAAUAAAUGAUUAUUUGAAUUUAUGACUGUACACAUCUUUGCCUCAGCAGUUCAUCAGUAUUUUGAUAUCACUAUUGCCAUGGUUACAGCAAUUAGGUGUGUGUGUGUGUGUGUAUUUAGUUGUGUGAGUGGGCAAAUUUGUUUUACUUUUAUUUGAACCUCAAAAAAUAGCCUUCUGUCUUGAAGCUCAGUCUGAAAUGUGUGAAAGUGUUUGAAGGAGAACACCUGGACUCCACAGGUUACGCCGGAGGGGAAUAAUGUGGGCGAUUCCGCUGUUCUUGCCUACCAGGAAAUUUAGGGGCCGAUUCCUUCAUUAUGGUGGUGUUACCCACCUCGUCUGGUAGGCCAUGUGUGACCAGCAGGUGGCACUGUUGUUGUAUCGUUUUGUUUUUUAAACCUUCCACUAUACUGGGGGUGUCCAGUCUAACCUGAAAAGGGCUAGCGUGGGUGCAGGUUUCUGUUUUAGCCCAGCGCUAAGACACCUGAUUCUACCCAUAAAGGACUUAAUUGAAGACCGCGAUUGGUUUAAUAGUUGUAGUGUAGAUCUGCUGUUGUGGUGCUGGGAUAAAACAACAACCUGCACCCACACUGGUACCUUUUCAGAUAAGACACCCCUGCACUGUAUGGUACAUUAUAUACAGUGUAUGGGGAUACAGAAUAGUGCUUUACCAAAUGAGUUUUCUUCUAGAAUGAUUUGAAGUUGGUAUAGUGCUGGUAUAAUCCUGCCCAGAAUAAGCAGGUAUAGAUGAUGGAUGGAUGGAAUGUUGGUAUAUUUGUUCAUAUACUAUAACACUAGUACUGUACUAAAACUAAACUAUGCCAGCUAUUCCCUUUGGGGAAAAGCCAUUCGUUGGAGCAUAGCAUUACAGCUUUAUGUAUGUUGAAGUGAGGGGUUAUGUGUGGAAGUGGAGUACAGGUGUCCCGUGGAUUUGUGGGUAAUACAAAAGGAAGUGGUUCUCUUUGAAGGGCGAACUUUGACCUUUUCGAGGCUGCAGAUUGCAGGGUGCGUGAGCCAGCGGAGGCCUUUAUCCCUUUCGGGUACAGAUCGGGUGAUCAUCAGCGCAGAGAUGGUGGAUCAUUAACAGCUGAACUGUUUUACAGGAACGGGCUCAGGAGUUACUGAUUUCAGUGGAGGGGCGGAGGCAGCAGAACCACACCCACCCAGAAACAAUUUCCGUUUUUUUCUCCAAAAACAGUGGCUUCAAAUCUGAAAAUGAUUGUUGGGAAAGCCAUGACAUUUUGACUGUUAUUUUUGCAAGUGUCUAAAAUGUACAUUUAAUGUGUGAUCUUAAAUAGCCUGGGACAAAGUUAGAGACAUUAAUUAGUCACCAAAUUCACCAAAGCGCCCUUUUUAUCUUAAAAAAAAAAACGGUAUCACGAAGGUCUGAGGAAACAAGGAUGUGUGAUGUAACUGACCGAGCCCUUAAC